GCACCCUAGCGAUGGUAUGUUUACCCGAUUGGUUUUUUCCUGUUUCUUUCAUGCAAAAGGCCUCUAACUUAGCUACAUCAACUAUUCUACUUGUUAAAAGUGUGAUUUUCAUCACAGAAGUCUUGUAUACCGAAAGCUAGUGUAUUUAUUAGCUUUUGUCGUUAGUUUAUGGUGUCUGAGUGUAGCUGUUGUCRAGAUCAGAGAUGUAUACAAUAACAGAGAAAGAGAAAUAUUGACUGGAGUGAAAAGAUCAUGUCUUUGAGAACACGUAUCAACGGUUUUACAGCCUGGGUGAAUUUACGUCUAGCCCCAACAGGAAACUUCAUGCACAAUAUUUUAACUGACUUACUAAAAGGCUACAACAUGAAGGUGUUGCUUGAAAGUAUGACUGGACGACCUUUAGAGAAACUUCAAAGCUUUGAUAAUUUAACAGCACAGCAGAAGACGACAAGAGUUGAGUGGAUUGUAAAGGAGCUCAAAGCUGUCAAAGUGAUUCCCAAAGAGACGUUUGUAGAUACAAGGAUGUUUGCAAUGAGGUCAGCUGAACAAGUAUUCGAGUUGCUAUGGUGUCUAGUUUGUCAUGAUAUCUGGUAUGUAUGGGAAAGAUCAGAAUUUUUGCAAAAAGAAAGUGGAACAGCACUUGUGUCUAAGCCRUUCCAUUGGACACCUCCACCACCCCCACCAAAGACACCCACCCACACCAUUGAGAAGGAUUUCAUGACUGGAUUUGGYGCCAAGUCCAUAAAACGGACACCUGUUUUGACACCAGAAGGUUCACCAAGCCCACCACCAUCUACGUCUGAGGAAGGAUCACCAAAACGGCGAACUAAAAACUUCCCAUCCCCUGAGUACUGCAUUCUAGACAUGGUGAAUGCUCACUUGAGACUGAGCCGAGAGGGACGCAAGUUAACUAGAGGUGUCAUGAGUCUUGAUGAUCUAACUGACAGCAGAGUUUUAUGUGCACUCAUAAACUCCUUUGUCCCCGAGACAUUUACCACUGAGAUCCUACUUAAYGAYAGAUGGACAAUAAAUCUAAGUCUCCAGACAGCAAAUGAAAUGUUCAAAUCUUCCAAUCCAUUUGAUUCACAGGAUCUUGUUGAAGGAGACGUAAUGUCUGUGUGUGCAUACUUUGCCUUUUUCUUUAUGAGUGGCUACAAGUACCGUCAAUCUAAGGCAAUGCUACAACGACUUGAUGAGCUAAACGUCUUAAAGAUUGGUGUUAAAGAUGAAAUUGAACAAUUUCCUGACUUUGUGACAAGCAUGAAGGAUUUGAAGAGAAAGAAGGAACUUGAUAACUUGAUUCAAGAAUAUGAUGAAGAAAUUGCAAUUAUUGAACAGAAUUAUGAUGUGACCAAGUGUGCUGCAUGGAUUAAAGAAAUCAGUGAUGUUCAAAAUAAGUGUCGUGCAGCUGUCUCCAAGAAAAUUGCAGAACGUUUUGAUGUAGUCCGUGUACCUAGAAACAUUACUAUUAAUGAUUUGGCUCUGGAAAUGGUGAUUAAUCUCAGCUUGACAUGCGGUACUGGUUUCUAUAGUAGUAAAUCUACUGAGAGUGUCUGGAAAGGGCGUAAGCUAGUCAUUCGAGACAAAGCAACUCAUGUUUUUCAUGAUGAUUUCUCAAGYGGUGCUGAUCAUAAAACUACUGUACGUCAAAUGCUUGGCCUCCAAGAUGAUGAAGUUGUGGAUAUCAGCUCUUCACAUUACCCAGAACUUGAAAUCUUUUUUGAGAGUUCAUCCAGGAAUAAGAUGCUCAAAGCUGGUUCAUUGUUUGUUUACCAAGUGUUUCCAGGAACUACAUCACAGUGUCAGAGGCUUCUCUUCAAAGCUUCCAAGACAGGAGAACUGGACAUUGUCCAAAAACUUGUUGCCUUUUUCCAUCUUGACAAGACGUUUGUUGACUCCAAAGAACACAGUUCUGGUAACACUGCACUGCAUAUGGCAAGUAGACAUGGACACUUUGACAUUGUUGUGUACUUGUUGGAAAAUGGAGCUGCUGUCGAUGCACUGAAUAACCAACUCAAUACCCCAUUCUUCCUGGCCACAGAGAGCCUACAAAAAGAUAUUUGUCAGUUGCUAAUUGAAUGGGGAACUGAUGUUACAAGAAGAAACAGAAAUAGCAAGACAGCUUUUGAGCUAAUGCGGCACUACGAGCUCAAGACCUUCCUUGAAAAGAAGUCAAAAGAGUGGUCUGAAUUGGUACCAAAGUUAAUUUCUGGUGAUGUUGAAUGUCUUGCUGAAGUGAUAGCUGCACAUCAUCGCAAGGAAAAUGUCAUGGCGAGCCUAAAGAGUAGGUGUGUUAGYGGAAGCACUCUCCUACACACUGCAGCCUUCUUUGGCUGUAUUCCUGCUAUYAAGUCUUUGUUUUCUGAAGGUUUAAAUGUAAAUCUUCUUGAUUACAAGGGAGCAACACCACUUCAUAGGGCAAAGAAUGCUGAAACUGUUGACUUGUUACUUGAAGCAGGAGCAGCCAUUGAUGCUGUCGAUCAUGACKGCAACACUCCACUUCACAUCAAAUGUUAUGGUGAAACAGGAGAAGCUACUGAUUUAGAAUGUAUUGAAAAGAUGCUGAUCAAAGAAGCUCCAUUAACUGUGCRCAAYGACAGAGAAUUGAUGCCUAUUCAUUGCUGUGCCAUGCAAGGACGCAUUGAYGCCAUCAAUGCCCUYGUGUUCUUCGAUACUCAGCAAAGUAUCAGAAAGAGCUUGGAUAAUGAGAAYAUUGAGGUUCCACCAAGUCUCCCACAUCUAUCCAUUGCAAAUGACCACCCUGAAUGUGCCCAGUGGUUGGUUGAUAAUAAAUUUGAAUUCAAAGAUAAAGAAAUAGAUGUCCUGGUGCACAAGAUUUUGUUGGAGCAGAUCCCAUGCUCCAAAAGAGUGGAUACAAUACAGUUUUUGCUCAGGCAAGGUGCAUCAGUUAAUCCUUYGUACCCAACAGGAAAYACUGCCCUUCAUCUCACUGCUGGACUUUCCAAUGCAUCUGAUCUCCUUGAACUGUUUCUCUCUUUUGGAGCGGAUGUUAAUGCUUUGAAUGACGACUUGUGUUCACCACUGUUUUAUGCUACUCAAGCAAACAACAUGUUUGCUGCAAGUUUGUUGAUUCAACAUGGAGCAAAUGUCCGGUCAAGGAAUCUGCAAGGRCUAGCAGCCUUUGACUUCAUCACUGACUUUGAAGAAUGGAUUGACUGUGGUUAUUUCAGUGAGGAAAUCAAAGCUCGACUUAAAGCUUACAGUCUCAAGCACGCAAGGGAUUUGGUGAGAGCUAUAWCCAGAAAAGUACAAACUACUUUAAAACCACAACAAUCUGUCAUGGUAACAAGCAACAGGAAAACACCCUUCAUGUUACCACCUAUUGCCAAGAAUCCUUCUUACUGAUUCCUUUCCGCUUGUUUAUACUAUCCAAAGAAAUACGAAAAGUAAAGCAAAUAUAUAAAAUACAGUGUAUGWAGAUCUAUAUUUUUGAUUUGAAUUAAAAUGAUACCUCGAUCAAAAACCAAACACAGACAAAACUUGUUUGCCUCCUCUCAUAGAAUUCAAAGGAAAAUAUACAUGAAAACGGAGUACAAUGAGGAAAAUACUCGAAGCAAGGAGAGAAGAAAACACCAAACAAACUAAUACAAAAGUAAAUCGGUACUUUUAGAUUUCAAAUUGAAUUAGACAACCGUUUUUUUUAUUUAUUUUUUUGUGGUUACUUGUUUAGACUUUUAGAGUCGCCAUGGUGUGGUGUGAUAUACAACUACAAAAUGUUUGCUCACAACGUUGGCAUUCGUCUCCAGAAUGGCAAAACUCUCGAUUUUUAAGCAUAUCUAGAAAAAAAGGGGACUUGUUUUUUUCAUUAAUAUAACGAAGUAUAACGUGUGGUCUUUCGGUGUGGUAGUGGUGCAGGCUCGUGCAGAUGUUUUUUUGUAACCUCCCGUUAGACAGCAGUAUGUGCAACUAUCCUAAACAAGAAUAUAAGGAGUUUUCUAGUCUGAUGAUCAACAAAAUUGCCACAGUUUCGAGACAUCAUUUGGGACUGCCUGGUUACGAUGUAUAACGAAUGACACAGCGGAAUAAGAAGGCUGGUUUUCACUACGCCAGGCAUAAGCUCCAUUGUUUAAAAUAGUUAGAAACUACUGCAAAUUUUCUAUAAUCAAAAUAUAUUGUGAUACAGAGUGCGAAGGGUUAAACCGUGAUUGGACUUAGAUGUGGCUUUCCUCUGUAAACAGGCGUUCUUAGCAGUUCGAUUCUCCCCCACUAAUUACGGAGGCCAAGAUGUUGCCGUGCGGAAAUUAACACUGCCCGUGAUCCUUAGCUAUCGUGAAGGGAUACAGUCAAUUUCACACAACAUUUGACGAAAAGAGCUGAAAAAAUUUUGUAUUUUGUUCGAGCUUCCAAAUUUGGUAGAUACUUCACUUAUGGAACUUGAAAACUC
Exaiptasia diaphana is the source of this 4405-nucleotide messenger RNA. RefSeq lists its product as uncharacterized. Gene Ontology annotation, molecular function: protein binding. The record is from RefSeq and is a predicted model, not a curated record. Lineage: Eukaryota; Metazoa; Cnidaria; Anthozoa; Actiniaria; Aiptasiidae. The transcript is spliced from 2 exons. Bases 253 to 3366 code for a protein of 1037 amino acids.